This is a messenger RNA of Tachysurus vachellii, 1155 nucleotides long. RefSeq names its product transmembrane protein 107 (gene tmem107). NCBI's taxonomy places the organism in Eukaryota, Metazoa, Chordata, Actinopteri, Siluriformes, Bagridae. Gene Ontology annotation, biological process: protein localization to ciliary transition zone; non-motile cilium assembly. Gene Ontology annotation, cellular component: MKS complex. The record is from RefSeq and is a predicted model, not a curated record. The coding region runs from base 218 to 640 and encodes 140 amino acids. The transcript is spliced from 6 exons.
GAAUAGUGUUGCUGUAGUAACGGGUAGAAGAGACGCUUUCGGCUAAGUCUGUUCUUAAAUACUCCGUUUUGGUUGUGAAAGAAAUGUGAAAGAUCUUAAUGUCAUGACAUGGAGUAUGGAGUAACGGCGUCUAUGUGAAGAAGUUAAACUAAUCUAAUCAUAUUCAGUGUUAGUGCAAUCUAACCUGAAUGAUCCUGUUGGCUUUUAGUUUUUGGACAUGUCAGUGAUUAACAGCCUCGUCCCAGCUCGGUUUCUCAUCCUCACUGCUCACCUUGUCAUGGUCAUCACCAUCUUCUGGUCCAGGGAAAACAAUGUUAGAUCAUGCUUACCGCUGGUCUUCACCGAGGAGCAGUACACAACUGAGGACAACCGGUUGAUUAUCGCUCUAUCAGUAACUCUGUGUCUAUUUGCCAUUGAACUGUUUGGAUUCUUCUCCGGUGUCUCGAUGUUCAACGGUAACCAAGGAGUACUGUCUAUGGCGUGUCACUGCAGCGCAUCCGUCGCUCUGUCCUUCUUUGUCACCCAGCAGUGGGAAUGUUGGGUUUACUGGAUAAUCUUCACGUUCUGCAGUGUCAUUCCUGCCCUGUGUGAGCUGGCACUGAUCAUCGCUGUGUUCGGACUGAAGAAAAAGCCGAUGUGAAGGUUUAAAUCCGUGUCCUUUGUAUUCCCCAUAAUGUUGACUGUAUUUUUAUUAUUAUUGUAACUUUAUAAUGAUCGAUGCAGCAUCAGCAUUGGUGGAUCAUUCAGAUCAGAUGGUUUGACUUCUCAUAUUUGAACAUUAAAGACCACAAAGCUGGUGGAAUUUCCAUUUCAUCAUUCAACAAAUCACGUUAGCAGUUAUUUGGGGAUUAUUUUAAUUAAGAGCCUUGGAUCAUUUGUGAAUGGAUGACUAAACACAAUUUUUGUCAGUAUUGUUCCAGUGUGAAUUUUAAUGUCUCAUGUAUAAUGCUAAAAUUGACAACUCUGAAGUUGAAAGAGGGAAGUUAGAGCGCGGAUCGCUGGAUUUUCAACCUCCAUGGGCUUGAGGUAUAAAGUGUGUGUGUGUGUGUGUGUGUGUGUGUGUGUGUGUGUUUUGUUAGCAACAAACAAGCUAACUGUGCUGAUUGUUUCCUUCUUCCAAACAGCACCAUAAUCAAUGACAUACUGUAUAUUUGA